This is a messenger RNA of Sander lucioperca (pikeperch), 855 nucleotides long. RefSeq names its product PEX5-related protein-like. Gene Ontology annotation, molecular function: protein binding. The record is from RefSeq and is a predicted model, not a curated record. Gene Ontology annotation, biological process: protein import into peroxisome matrix, docking. Gene Ontology annotation, cellular component: cytosol; peroxisomal membrane. The transcript is spliced from 3 exons. Bases 1 to 390 code for a protein of 129 amino acids. NCBI's taxonomy places the organism in Eukaryota, Metazoa, Chordata, Actinopteri, Perciformes, Percidae.
AUGACCUGUAACUGUCCGUGCGUUCCUGUUCAGGACUACCUGCUGUGGAACCGUCUGGGCGCCACGUUGGCGAACGGAGACCGCAGUGAGGAGGCGGUGGAGGCGUACGGCAGAGCUCUGGAGCUGCAGCCCGGAUUCAUCCGGUCCAGAUACAACCUGGGAAUCAGCUGCAUCAACCUGGGAGCUCACAGGGAGGCGGUCAGUAACUUCCUGACAGCUCUGAACCAGCAGCGGCAGAGUCAGCGGUGCAGCCAUCAGCAGAUGUCGGCGAACAUCUGGGCUGCCCUGCGUAUCGCCGUCUCCAUGCUGGACCGGCCCGAGCUGUUCCAGGCCGCCAGCGCCGGCGACCUGGACCUGCUGAUGCAGGUGUUCGACGUGGGCGAUGUCUGACGGACCGCAGGCGUCUCCUGGGGAACGGUGGAGACCCCGCUGCAUGUGGACAGUUUGGUUUGAAACCAAAGAGACGGCCACCGGGGGUGUAGUGCUGUUUGUUGUUGACCGGAGCACAUUGUAAAGUCGUGGCUCCGUUGGAAGGUUAUGUAACUGCUGUUCCUACACAUUAGUCAACUAGAACAACUAAAUGAAAGGCUGCCUUUUUAAUCUUACUAGUUAAUAGGGAUGUAAAUCACAAGUCUCAUCACGGUACGAUAUUAUAUUGAUUCUUUGGACAAGGAUUCAAUAUUUACUGAAGUCUUAAAGUCUGUCACGGUACGAUUUCUAUUCAAUUCAGGGGUCAAUAUGAGACGAUAUAUGUCUAUUUAACACAUGUAUAUAAACUGAAACAAAGCGUUAGGGUUAGGGUUAGACAUUUAAAUGAAAAACAAACUGUUCUUUUUAACAAAAAUAUUGAAUAUA